Molecule: messenger RNA, 2301 nt
Organism: Marasmius oreades (fairy-ring Marasmius)
Lineage: Eukaryota; Fungi; Basidiomycota; Agaricomycetes; Agaricales; Marasmiaceae
Exons: 11
Coding region: 1-2301 (766 amino acids)
Source: RefSeq, a predicted model, not a curated record
AUGGUCACCACUUUUUCGUUGGGUUUGCUGGCCCUGUUGCCUUUAAUCGCUCUCUCAGUUCGCGCGGAAAAUGACUGGAAAACGCCUUGUUUGAGCGGUGUUUGUCAAUACUCUCUCAGCGGUAAUAGCUCGGGUACAGUCAAAAUCUGGGGUUCUCCGGAUGCCAUUACCGAUAUCACGCCCGCUGCUGGUUGGGAGAUCCUGGACUGCUCUCCUGAUACUUUGGCUCAGGAUAUCCGACUCGUGUGUCAGGGUGAUGAGGACUCGGAAUCUGGAUGUGCACAUCUUUACCAGACCAUCGGAGCCGAGGGGAAGGUUGUCCGACUUCCGGAGAACUGCGGAAAAAGCGCUUUCGCCCGCAUCUCCAAAGCCUGGGUCUCAGAAGAUCAAUCUAUUCCUGCAAAGGUCGCGAAGCGUCUUGUCAGGAGGGAUGGUGCACCACCUACCGUCAAAGCCUUGCGUCUGGAUACCGACUUCGGUGCAGCCGACAAGUGGCAGAAAGUUGGACCGGUCAACAUCGCUAUUCAAGGAGCCAAUUUCGCUGGCGUCGAUACUGAAGGCAUUAUGAGCACAGUCGGACCUCAACGCCAACGUCGGGCCCGUCUUUCUCGACGUGAUACCAACGAAUUCCUCGAUGGCGUCAUCGGAGCUAUCAAGGAUAAAGCCGGUGACGUCGUAGACACGGCCAAGGAUACAGCCGGUAAAGUUGUAGAUACGGCCAAGGACGCAGCUGGUAAAGUCAUAGAUACGGCCAAGGAUGCAGGUGGUAAAGUCGUGGAUACAGCUGGCAAAGUCGCAGACAAAGCAGGAGAUGUUGCGGACAAGGCCAAAGAUAAAGCGGGGCAGGUUCUGGACAAGGCAAAGAAUGUCAACGUCAACAAGACUAUCGACCUCCCUCCCAUCAGCUUGACCAAAAACGCGAACCUCCUUAACAAGAGAGUUUCCUGCCCACCUCUUGACGCUGGUAUUAGCGUAGACAUCAGCAGCAGUGGCACCGCAAGGGUCAGUCUCGGUGUUGCUGCUCUCGGAAGUCUGGUACCGCCCAAAUUCGAUAGUUUCCAGCUCUUCUCAGGUCUGGAUGCGGAUAUAGAUGGUACUCUAACUAUGACCGCAGACGCAACGGGAACCCUCGAUUCAGGGCGUAUCAAGAUAUUCGAGAUUGGUGUUCCAGGCCUUACGAUCCCUGGCAUCCUCUCCAUCGGUCCCUCUCUCACAAUCAACGCUCAGGCCACAGCUGACCUUGACGUCAACGUGGACAUGACUGUCGGUUUCGUCUAUCAAGUCAACAAAGCUUCGCUCGUCUUCCCUGACAAGGACAAGAAAUCCGGUGGAGAUUUCCAGAUUGGUGAUACCCCCUUGACCCUCUCUGCAGGUGCAAACGCUCAAGUCAACGGACUCGUACAGGCCCAUCUCAUCCCCGAACUCGAUUUUGGAAUUUCAGCCUUGAGCGUCGCCAACGCCCAGGUCUUCCUCAAUGUCGAUGCCAGUGCGACAUUGAACAUGAACGCUGAUGCCUCGGCGGACAAGACUCAAGGUGCCGACGCUACUAAGACCGCCGGCGGAUGUGUUGAUAUGAGCGCUGGGCUGGAUGUCGGUGCUGGCGCAAGAGGAAGCUUGUUCACGAUAUUUAAUGAACAAACUCAGGUAUCGUUAUUUAACAAGCAGUUCCCGCUUUUUAAUAAAUGCUUCGGAGAUCAAGGCAACUCUACUGGAGCUACUGGAGGAGAAACAACCGCGGAGGACGACACGACUGCAGAGGACACGGUCAUCGCCGAGGACGCCACGACUACAGAAGACGAUACCACCGCCGAGGAUGAUCAUACAACUGCAGAAGGAGAUGCAACCGCCGAGGAUGACACUACUGCAGAAGGCGACACAACCGCCGAGGACGACACGACUGCAGAGGACGAGGCCACUGCGGAGGGAGAAACCACCACAGAGGGCGAAACAACCGACGCAGAACCGGAAGCCGCACCUCCCGUUCGUCGUCACUCAAGGAUCAUGGGAAGACAAGCAAAGGAUGAGAAGGCUCCAGCCAAGCCAGCCGACCCCAAAGUACCGGCACCUCCACCUCCUCCUAAAGCACCCAAGACCCCUCCUCCCCCUCCACCCUCUAAAGCACCCAAGACCCCUCCUCCCCCUCCUCCCGCUAAAGCACCCAAGACCCCUGCACCUCCCAAAGCACCAGCCCAAAAGAAACAAGGAGCCGCAUCCCAGGUUCUCCAGUGCCUCAAGAACAGCGUCAAGCCGACUCCCUUGACAUCAGGCAAGAUCAGCAAAUCCAAGAUCAAGGCAGUGUAA